AUUCAGUUUCAAUGAAUAAGUACGAAGUUAAAGGAGUAGUUGGAGAAGGAGCAUAUGGGAUAGUAUUAAAAUGUGAAAAUAAAGAGAAUAAUUAGAUAGGUAGAGAGUUUAUAAUAUAUUUAGUGGCAAUAAAGAAGUUCAAAGAGACAGAAGAUAAUGAGAUUGUUAAAAAAAGUAUAUAGAGAGAAGUAAAGAUGUUAAGACAAUUGAAACAUCCAAAUAUAAUAGAUUUAUUUGAAGCAUUCAAAAGGUAUUAAUAUAAAUAUUGUACAGAAAAGGGAGAAUCUAUUUAGUAUUUGAGUAUGUAGAGAAAAACUUACUUGAAGUACUGUAAGCUUCUCCUAAUGGAUUAGAUGUAUUACAUUAAAUAUUUUAAGUAAGGAUAUCUAAAGAGAAUUGCAUUUUAAUUGUUGAAAGCUAUGGAGUUUAUUCAUUAUCAUGAUAUAGUUCAUCGAGAUAUAAAACCUGAAAACAUUUUAAUAGAUAAUGAAAAUAACUUGAAAUUAAUAGAUUUUGGAUUUGCAAGAGUAAAGUUGAAAGUUAUUUUUUGUAGAGCUUAAAUUUACCAGACACUUUAACAGAUUAUGUAGCAACAAGAUGGUAUAGAUCUCCUGAACUUCUUUUAAAUUAUUAGACAUAUGGGAAAGGAGUAGAUUUAUGGGCAAUCGGUUGUUUACUUUGUGAAUUAACUGAUGGUGAACCUAUGUUUCCAGGAGAGAAUGAAACAGAUUAAUUAUAUUUAAUUUAAAAGACUCUUGGUCCUUUAACACAUGAGUAAAUGGAAGUAUUUUAAAAGAAUCCAAGAUUUCUUGGUAUGAAAUUCCCUGAAAUAGGAAAACCUGAAACCAUAGAGAGAAGGUAUUUAAAAUAAAAUAAAAUUUAUAGGUAUCUUGGUAAAUUACCUUAAAAAGCUAUUGGAUUAGUAAAAGGUUUAUUAAGAAUGGAUCCAAAAGAACGAUUUACUUGUUUAGAUGCAUUAAAACAUCCAUAUUUUGCAGAUUAUCCAGAAGCUUAAGAAUAUAUUAAAUAAAUAGAGAGUAGAUAAAUUUAAGUUUAAAAUGAUGUGAAUUAAAAAAGAGAUUCUCUUAUGAGUUAAUAAAAAUAAUAAAACUAAAUUGGACAUACAAAUCAAAUUAGAACUAAAGUAAUUCAUCUGAUGAUUUUAGAACUUUAAACCAGUUCCUAAUUUUUUAAGUAGUCAUGUUUUAAUGUAGAGUACAGCUUAUAAUUAUAAAAUAUCUGAUUAACAUACUGCUGAGAGGGAAUUAACAAAUAUGAAAAAGACAACUUCAGUAGAUAAAUUGCCAUAAACAUAAUAUAAUGGUUUUAGUAUUGGAAAUGGGUUCUCAUUUGCACCAUCUAAAAAUUAAUAAUUAAAAGCAAAUCAACAAUUAAAGUAAUCUUAACCAUAAAUUAAAAUAUAAAACUUAAAUAUUAUUUAUAAUGCUAACACUUACAAUUACUAAUAAUAAUAAUAAUAAUAAUAAUAAUAAUAACAAUAACAAUAGUAAUAGUAACCUUAAUAGUAAUAACGUAAAAUUAUUAAGAAAAAAAGUUGA
Messenger RNA from Paramecium sonneborni, 1559 nucleotides. The record is from the annotation of a GenBank genome assembly. NCBI's taxonomy places the organism in Eukaryota, Ciliophora, Oligohymenophorea, Peniculida, Parameciidae.